Fusarium keratoplasticum is the source of this 534-nucleotide messenger RNA. RefSeq lists its product as uncharacterized. The transcript has a single exon. The coding region runs from base 1 to 534 and encodes 177 amino acids. The record is from RefSeq and is a predicted model, not a curated record. Lineage: Eukaryota; Fungi; Ascomycota; Sordariomycetes; Hypocreales; Nectriaceae.
AUGGAUUCUCGUGGGAGUUCCGUCGAGGUUGCUGAUACCAGCGACUGGGGUAAGGCCAUGGCAAGAUUGGCAGAGGUUCAUUCACUCUCAGCACGACACGGCGGUAACCUUCACUCCAUGAAUUCGCCGUUUAAACAGCAAGAUGAACGAUUUGAAUAUCUUAGAGCAAAAGUCCAGCGCCUGGACCUCGAAUAUCAUCAGGUACUCUCGGGCGGUCUGCCAAAUAACGCCAGACCAGACGACACCAUGUCGGAAUGGAUAAGACGCCGUGUCCUCAAGAUACAGAAACUCGAGGAUGAGCUACGGAGGGGACCCGAUCGAAAGAUAGUCGAACACGCCGAGGCCGACUACCAGGCACGAUGUCGAGAGGAAGAACAACAAUAUUUUCUUGACUUGUUGAAAGUUUUUGGCGACAUCGGCCGGAGAUGGGUGAUGGAGUCAUAUGGCCUAACCGACCACAUCGCCACGACAGACAUGGCGACACCGCGGUCCAUGGCCAGCAACGCGUCCACCCCUUCUUCAGUGAACCACUAA